UGCACAUGGUCAGGAUCAUGAAGAAGAUUGCAGUGGUUUUUGCCCUCCACCUCGCGGCCAUCCUUUUAUCCGUUGCUGUCGCCGGCCACAGUCAGAUUUGUCGGGUGCCAGCGGCGCAGGUGGUGGUGGUGGUGGUGGUGGAAGGCGUCGUCUACUGCCAGAACUGCUCCUUCCGCGGGACGUGGUCGCUGGAAUCGGCGGCCACAGUCGCAGCGGCUCGCGUCGGCGUCACUUGCCUAGGCUGGAAGAAUCAGGUGAUCAUCCGCCGCGCGGCGUCGACGGAUGCUGCCGGGUACUUCUACGCUGCCCUCGACGCUGCCGGAGACUUCUACAAAGGCGACCCCGCGCGGGCCUGCUACGUGCGGCUGCUCGCCUCGCCCAACGCCGCCUGCGACGACCCCACGAAUAUCAACUACGGAUUCACGGGGGCGGCGCUGAAGGACGAGGGGAAGAGGGCGGCGGCCAAGCUGCUUGAUGUCAUGAUCUACUCCGCCGGGCCGCUGGCGUUCCAGCCGGCCAGCUGUGCGUCAAUGCAGUGAUACAAAUGAUCGACUAACUAUUGGACGUGCAUGCCGCAUGCAGUAGGGUUUUGUUUCGCCUUUACACUCUUUCAGGCUACAAGUUGAUACGAUGUUAUGUGAAAAGUUCUUGUAAGAAGGAAAAUCUGAAUAUUUAAGCCUUGUUUAGUGUCCUUGUCAUUAUAUAUAUAGAA
Ananas comosus (pineapple) is the source of this 712-nucleotide messenger RNA. Its product is annotated as non-classical arabinogalactan protein 30-like. The coding region runs from base 6 to 539 and encodes 177 amino acids. The transcript is spliced from 2 exons. The record is from RefSeq and is a predicted model, not a curated record. NCBI's taxonomy places the organism in Eukaryota, Viridiplantae, Streptophyta, Magnoliopsida, Poales, Bromeliaceae.